Conger conger (European conger) is the source of this 3552-nucleotide messenger RNA. RefSeq names its product serine and arginine rich splicing factor 9 (gene srsf9). Gene Ontology annotation, cellular component: ribonucleoprotein complex; nucleus; cytoplasm. Lineage: Eukaryota; Metazoa; Chordata; Actinopteri; Anguilliformes; Congridae. Bases 1357 to 2130 code for a protein of 257 amino acids. The record is from RefSeq and is a predicted model, not a curated record. Gene Ontology annotation, molecular function: mRNA binding. The transcript is spliced from 4 exons.
UAAUACAAGUACGCUUGCAAAGCAAGGCACUGCAAGAGAGCAGUCGUUCAGCAGGACCCGAUAGCUUUGGCUUGUGAGCUAGCUAAGAUAGAAAUCUCAACAAAGAGAAUACCUAGCACUAAUGCUAGCUGGCUAGCUAGCUUCCUUACGUUAGCAUUAGCGGUAACGUUAGCUAACGUUACUAAACCAGAAAGGCGCAGAUCAAAAAAUGGGGAAGAUGAAAUCUUUGCGAAUGUAAAAUGAAUUUUUAGCCACAUAGAAAUAAUAAUAAUUUUAUACUGCGAUUCCGAAUUUAUUUUAUUACUUGGGGAUUGCUGGUCAGCUAUGAUUGUUUGGCCUUAGGCACGAUCCCGGCCUCGGGGCUGGCUAACGCAGUUGGCCAAACAUUUUAGCUACCAGCUUAGUUACGGGCUACCAGCGAGCAUUGCUAAGGUCGCUUGGUUCCAUCCCGAAAACCGAGGGUGUCUUGCGCCGAACAUUUUAAAAGGGCGGGAAGUGCAGACUAACCUAACAAAUUUAGCCUUUGUAUGCUCAUACAAUUUCGUUACCACAAGUUAGCUUGGUAGUUAAUUGUGCAUAUGUGCUUUUACCAUAUUGGGACAGCAUCAUUGCAAGACAGAAUUGGCUAUCUUGUCGUUUGGACUGUAGAUGGAUUGACAUGAUAUCGGGAUAGUUUGGUUCUUGUAUGUUUGAGUAAUUCUAAGUUUUCAUGUGUUAACGUUACCAACUAAUCAACUGUGACAAUCUUGCAAUGUAGCGAAUGCCUAUUUAGCUACCAUGUCACGAGAAAUUGGGAAUAGGCUCUAUAAUAUCUAAUCGAAUUAUGAUGGGUCGGUGUAGAGAGAUUCAUGCAAUAAAGGAGGAGCUUCACUGUGACUGAAGUGACAGCUAAUCAAGUCAACCGUGUUGUUUGCCUGGAAAUGUAUAUAAUCAACAAUUUUUAAGUCAUGCCGACAACACCUAAUGUUAUACGGGAUAGAGAGGAAUAGGGUAAACAUGAACAAGGAAUGGAAUAAUCACUGCAAACCAAAGAUGAACCUUGGCGAUUUGGUAUGGCUAACUAAAUAUUGUACUGUGAGAAAAAAUGCAGGGCUGCCAAUCCAGGUAAUCCACAGUUUAUACUAAACUGCAAUUUCAUGGGAAUGGGAGAAACUCACAAUUUAUGGGUUAAUGAACACAUUGCUAGUAUUGUUAUUCUUAUUCUCCUUGCUUUUUUUGUUUGUAGGGUGAGUAGCUUGAUGGCUGUCCAAGGCUCUGAUCGGUUGUAACUCUACUGUAGCUCAAGCCAUUGAACUGGACAGUUGGUUCCUUGGAUGGAGUCGGGAGGUGCACCCGCCUCUUCAGCCUCCUCUUGCGAUGUUCGCCCGUUUCUGUUUGCAGGGAGCAGGGCCCGACAGAGCGAUGGCGGAUGGGAGGAUCUAUGUGGGGAACCUUCCGACUGAUGUGCAGGAGAGGGACAUCGAGGACCUCUUCUUCAAGUACGGGAAGAUCCGGGACAUCGAGCUGAAGAACAACAGGGGCACCAUCCCCUUCGCCUUUGUCCGCUUUGAGGAUCCACGGGAUGCUGAAGAUGCAGUCUACGGGAGGAAUGGCUAUGGGUUUGGAGACUGCAAACUGCGUGUGGAGUACCCUCGUUCCUCAGGCUCCAAAUUUAGUGGCCCCAUGGGAGGAGGUCCCAGAGGAAGAUUUGGGCCCCCAACUCGGAGAUCUGAGUUUCGGGUCAUCGUGACUGGCCUGCCCCCCACCGGAAGCUGGCAGGACCUGAAGGAUCACAUGCGGGAGGCGGGGGACGUGUGCUUCGCCGACGUCCAGCGUGACGGCGAGGGCGUGGUGGAGUUCCUGCGCAGAGAGGAUAUGGAGUACGCCCUGCGCCGCCUCGACAGGACAGAGUUCCGCUCGCACCAGGGCGAGACGGCGUACAUCCGCGUUCACGAGGAGCGAGGGUCCAGCUGGGGCCGCUCGCGGUCCCGCUCCCGGUCCCGGGGACGGUACUCGCCACCCUACCAAAGCCGCGGAUCCCCGCCUCCCCGCUACCAGUCGCCGCCCCGCCACUCGUUGUCCCGCCAUAGCCCCCCCCCUCGCCGGCUCCCCCCACAGCACCACAGCCCGCCUCCCCGCCACUAUCGGUAAACUCCAGGAAGAGGAACCCCGGAACGGAAACGGAGGUUGCUACUUUUUUUUUUUUUCUCUCUCGUGUGUGUGCGCGUGCGUGUUCCGAUUUUUUUUUAAUUUUUUUUUUUUUUUUUUUUCUCGUUUUAAUUUCUUUUUUUUUUUCCUUAUGGUUUCAGUCUGUAAUAUACAUUCCAUUAUCAGGACUGUCCUCAAAGGGUUUUUUUUUUAUUAUUAUUUUUAAAAAAAAUAAUGUAUAGGACCUUUCCAGAAAGACACCAGUGAUGGAGGAUAGGAGGAGGUACAGGGUCUUCCGUUCGGAGUCUUUGCUGGUCACGUGAAAUGGCAGUGGAGCUGACUCGAAUGCAUGCUGACUGUGGUAUUGUCAUGUCAUGUGGAAAUGGCUGGAGCACAGAACUUAGUACAGUUGUGCAGUAUGAACACCAAAGCCACUAGGAUGCUGUCUUACAGUCCUGGCUGCUGUUGGAGCUCAGCCAUCUUGUGGAGGAAAGCCUUUGAGAGAGAGGACCCCUUUCUGGACAGCCCUGCUUUCUGGAUGGUCACCGUGCAAACCUAUGUUUCUAGAUGACGGAUUAUUUUUCUUCUCUACCCCCCCCCCCCCCCCCAUUUGUUUUAAAUGAGGCAAAAAAACAUUUUAACUAGUUUCCCCAUUCUCCAAACAUCCUUUGUAUCUUGUAACGCCUGUGUAUAAAAGCAGAUUUUGAUUUUUUUUUUUUUUUCAAUUAAAAGAUGAAAUCAUAACUUUUCUUCUUUUAUUUUCAUACGUAAACAAUUACACCAGUCAUUCCCAAACGCCAACACAUAAGUCAUCCCAAAGAUCAGCAGUGAUAUGCACUGCCAUGUGCACACACAUGCUUCUGUAGUACUUGCACAGAAAACAAGCGGUACAGUAGUUAACAUGUUUUUAAAUGCAUCAUGAUGCAAAGGAAAUAAAAAACGGUUCUGUAUCCCAUCUGGGCACUACCUGAAUUGUGAAUUCUAUUGGAAUUUCUGCCUCUUUCCUGGAAGUAUCACCAACGUUAAGGAGUUUCAAUUGCAUCGGAACUUCCCAAGCAGAAUGGACAGUGCCUCUCCAAAAGUGCCAAUAAUAUUUUGCUGGUACAUGCAUCCUGGAAUAAUGGUGGAUUUAAUUUCCCAGGAAUGGCUUCGAGUUGUCACUAAAGACUUAAUUGCCUGUGUCCAGGUGGCUCUCAGUAUCCGGUUACAGGAGACCUAAGGCAUUCAAGUGAUGCCCCACUGUCUGGAGUUGAUUGUUGACCUUACACAAACAUUUUUCACACCGUUUCCUCAGACUGGUUUUUGGUGUCUCUCACCAUUGUAGCUCUCUCUCCUCUCUCUGGAAGCGGGAUGUUACCUGCGGAAGAAGACGGAGGGGUUUCUGGAACAUCUCCAAAGCAGCAAUAAAUUGAUUCCCCAGUCUCA